Messenger RNA from Oryza brachyantha (malo sina), 923 nucleotides. RefSeq lists its product as uncharacterized. Lineage: Eukaryota; Viridiplantae; Streptophyta; Magnoliopsida; Poales; Poaceae. The coding region runs from base 65 to 697 and encodes 210 amino acids. Gene Ontology annotation, molecular function: zinc ion binding; protein-folding chaperone binding. The transcript has 4 exons. The record is from RefSeq and is a predicted model, not a curated record. Gene Ontology annotation, biological process: protein stabilization; protein import into mitochondrial matrix; protein folding. Gene Ontology annotation, cellular component: mitochondrion.
ACGGGACUCCUCCGCCCCCAUUACAUUAAUUUGCUUCCUUCUUCUCUUCUCUUCUCUACUCAUCAUGGUCAUGGACUCCCUCGCGAUCGCCACCGCCACCACCACCACCUCCCGCUCUCUCUCCUUCUCCUCCACCCCUCUCCACCGCCGCCGCCGCCGUGCCUCCUUCCUCCCCGUCGCCGCCUCCAAGCGCCGACACGACGACGAUGACGACGAGGAGGAGGGAGCCGGCCACGAGCACACCAGCCUUGCGCCGUACGCCGGCCUCUCCCUCUCGCCGCUCUCCAAGGAUGCGGCCAUGGGGCUGGUGGUGAGCGCCGCCACGGGGAGCGGCUGGACGACGGGGUCGGGGAUGGAGGGACCGCCCAAAGCCGCCGGUGGGGCGGACCGCCCGGAGGUGUCGACGCUGCCAUGGUCGCUCUUCACCAAGUCCCCGCGGCGGCGGAUGCGGGUGGCCUUCACCUGCAAUGUGUGCGGUCAGCGGACCACGCGCGCCAUCAACCCGCACGCCUACACUGACGGCACCGUCUUUGUUCAGUGCUGUGGGUGCAACAUAUUCCAUAAGCUGGUCGACAACCUGAACCUGUUCCAUGAGAUGAAAUGCUACGUUGGUCCGGACUUCCGCUACGAAGGAGAUGCACCGUUCAACUAUCUGGACCGUGGCGAGGAUGGUGACAAUAUCUUUCCAAUUCUGUGAGGGAAACCUGACAUGUUUCAGUGCAUGACGAUGGAUAUCAAUAUGUAAUAAGCAUGCAUAUGUUGUUAAUCUGGAGGGUGCCUUGAGUUCUUAUACUACCCUGGAACUUGUAGUACUGUGCAAAUUCAGAUGUAUAUAGUUAAUUGUACUCCUAGCGCACACGCUACGGUGCAAACAUUAUACAGCUAGUAGAUAAUAGUAAUAGAUAUAAAGAACCUUACUAUGC